AUCGAUAGCGAUUGUUCUAGACUUCUAUAGUACUACUGUUCAGACACCAACUCUCAACUCACUCCAUCUCAGUUCACCCCGAUUCCUUAAACACAACACCCGUCUCUCUCUCCAUCUCCCCUCUCCUGUCCUAAUCCAGACAACCAAAUUCAAACAUCAGACACAAAGAUGUCAGAUCUCACGCCCACCACUCUCCGCAACAACGUUCCUCUAAGCCCAGACGAAGUCCUCGAGAUCGCGCUCGAGAGCGUGCUCGAGUUCCUCCCCUGCCAGCGCGACCGCAACGCCUUCUCUCUGGUCAACAAAUCGUGGAACCGCAUCGAAGCCGAGACGCGAUUCGAGGUCGUCAUCGGGAACUGUUAUUCCAUCUCGCCGCAGCGAGUGGUGAACCGGUUCAAAGCAAUUAAAUCGGUGGUUCUCAAGGGGAAGCCUCGGUUCGCUGAUUUCAGCCUCUUGCCGCCGGACUGGGGGGCGCGUUUUAGCCCCUGGGUUGUGGUGUUGAGCGGCGCUUAUCGAGGGCUGGAGAAGCUGUGUUUGAAGAGGAUGUAUGUGAGUAAUGAUGAUCUGGUGGUUGUGGCGAAUACGUUCGUGGGGUUUAAGGAGAUUAGGCUUGUUUGCUGCGAGGGGUUCGGGACUAGUGGCCUUGCUGUUCUUGCUGGCAAGUGUAGGCAACUUCGAGUUCUUGAAUUGAUCGAGGAUGAAGUAGCAGAUGAUGAGGAGGAUUGGAUUUCUUUCUUUCCAGGAGGUGCUACUUGUCUUGAAUCUUUGAUGUUUGAUUGUGUUGAGUGCCCAUUAAAUUUUAAUGCAUUGGAGAAACUAGUGGCUAGGUCACCAUCUUUGAAGAAGCUGAGAGUGAACAGAUACGUUUCACUUGGGCAGCUUCGCCAUUUAAUGAUUAUUGCCCCGCAGUUGACUCAUUUGGGGACGGGAUCAUAUGGUCCUUUGGAGGAUUUGGAGGAUCCUCUUCCUGCCAACGAACUACGAGAUCAUGUCUCUUCUGCAUUCGCGGCUUCAAAAUCAUUAGUUUGUCUUUCUGGGUUUAGAGAAAUUGUACCAUAUUUUCUGCCUGCUGUAUAUCCAGUCUGUGCAAACCUAACUUCUCUCAACUUAAGCUAUGCAAACAUACUUGUUGAGGAAUUCAAACAAGUUAUAAGUCAUUGCCAUAAACUCCAGAUUUUAUGGGUACUGGAUUUAAUAAGUGAUGGAGGAUUAGUGGCAGUGGCUGCCACUUGUAAGGAUCUUCAGGAGCUGAGGGUUUUCCCUAUGGAUACUAUAGAAGAUAAUGCUGGCCCGGUUUCUGAUGUGGGUCUUCAUGCAAUUGCCGAGGGAUGCAAGAAAUUGCAAUCAAUUUUGUUUUUCUGUCAGCAGAUGACAAAUGCUGCUGUGAUAUCGAUGUCAAUUAACUGUCCAGAUCUCAUCGUUUUUCGACUUUGUAUUAUAGGGCGAUACCGACCGGACCAUAGUACUGGAGAACCAAUGGAUGAGGGUUUUGGAGCAAUCGUGAAGAAUUGCAAGAAGCUAACAAGAUUAGCUGUUUCUGGUUUACUUACUGAUAGGGCUUUUAGCUACAUUGGACAGUAUGGGAAGUUGUUGCGGACCUUGUCGGUUGCUUUUGCUGGUGAUAGUGACAUGGGACUGACAUAUGUCCUUGAGGGUUGCCCUAAACUGGAGAAGCUUGAGAUCAGGGAUUCCCCUUUUGGAGAUAUAGCUUUGCGCUCUGGUAUGCAUCAGUAUCAUAAUAUGAGAUUCCUUUGGAUGUCGACUUGUAAGGUAACUCGCCAAGGUUGUAGGGAAAUUGCCCGUCAAAUCCCGGGUGUUAUUGUGGAAAUAUUUAAUUGGAAUCAGGUUGGGGAAGAGGGUGAGAAUUCUGAUCUCGUCGACACAUUGUACAUGUACCGAUCUCUUGAAGGUCCGAGGGCUGAUGCACCAAGAUUUGUGAAUAUCCUCUGAUCUUGUAGGAUUUGAAAUGUUCCAGCGUUACUGAGUUCUGAUAGUGGCUUCUAGCAGUGAGUGGCUUUUCUCUGCAAGGAAAUGUAAUUGCUGGAUAUUUGUACUUUUUUGCAUAUCGAUCAUUAAUCUUUUCUUAAUCAGUGCACUACAUGGGCCAUUAAAUGGGGGAAGCCCAAAAGACUGAUGGGAUGACAUGGAUAUUGGUGUAUUGGUAAGGUUAGUUAUUUCAGCUAGGUUUUUUUAAUUAUUAACUUAUUGGCUUUGGAAAUUACUGAGGGGAAGUCUUUUUCUGUUAUUCAACUGCUUGACUGCUCUAGGCCGAGUGUGGUACACAUGUGUUGUUUUACAUGUAUGCCAUUCACCGAUAGAAUGUUGGUGGUGGAGAUGAUGAAACCAUGUGUUUUGGUCUAUAUACUCUAUUUUCUGAAUGCUUUGAAAUGUUGAAAGACUGAUGAAGUCUGCUUUUGUUCA
This is a messenger RNA of Daucus carota subsp. sativus, 2421 nucleotides long. Its product is annotated as transport inhibitor response 1-like protein. Lineage: Eukaryota; Viridiplantae; Streptophyta; Magnoliopsida; Apiales; Apiaceae. The transcript is spliced from 3 exons. Gene Ontology annotation, biological process: SCF-dependent proteasomal ubiquitin-dependent protein catabolic process. The record is from RefSeq and is a predicted model, not a curated record. Gene Ontology annotation, cellular component: SCF ubiquitin ligase complex. Bases 169 to 1950 code for a protein of 593 amino acids.